AUGUCCAUCCCCUCCGAUCCGAAGCUUGAGGGAUUCGAUGUUCUCCAGGCUACGUACAAGCAAAUUGGCGACCAUGGUAUUCGAGCAGACAUUUUGAUACCUCGAGCACCAUUCACGGGCAAACGCCCAGUCAUCGUCCGCACCCACUGCGGCGCUUUGGUAACAGGCGAUUCACUAGACCUGUUCUUUUGGCCCCACUGGCUCUCAGACUUAGCGCUCAAACAUGGCGCGGUGAUUGUGUCACCCAAUUACAGACUCAUGCCCGAGACCACCAGCCCGGAAAUCUACGACGACAUGGACGACUUCUGGAAAUGGCUGCACUCAUCAACCCUGACAAAUCUUCUGACCAAACACUCCACACCUACUGAGGUCGACCUAUCCCGCCUCCUCACGACCGGUGACUCUGGCGGUGGUCUCCUCAGCGUCUACCUUGGCUUGACUUAUCCAACUCAGAUCCGCGCUACCACAGCCAUGUACCCCUGGAUUGACCCGGGCGCGGCAAGCUUCGGUGCUCCGCGCACGAUUCUCCCCAUCGGCCUGGAUACCCCAGAGUCCGUUAUCAUAGAUACUCUGGCUGCAAUGGCGCCAGGGGAUAUUGUUUCAUCGGUUGCCACGCAAGAUCGACUGCAGUUCGUUUUUGCGGCUAUUCAACACGGUCGUUUGAGCGAAUGGUAUGCGCGUCGCGUGGAGGGGUCAUCUGACCGGGAGUUGUUCUAUCCUAUGGAGAAGAUUGAACAGCCUGGGUUGAGUAUCCCGCGCGGUGGUAUUGCCAUUGUGCAUGGGUGUCAGGAUACCGUGGUCUUUUUGGAGGAUGCGGAGAAGUUUGCUAUGCGGUUACAGGAGGUUACGAAGGCCAUUAGUGGUGUGGAAUUCCAGCACCCCUUUGAUCGGUCAGGGAAGAGUAACGCGUGGCUUUCCAUUUACGCAUAG
Messenger RNA from Aspergillus alliaceus, 930 nucleotides. RefSeq names its product alpha/beta hydrolase. The record is from RefSeq and is a predicted model, not a curated record. NCBI's taxonomy places the organism in Eukaryota, Fungi, Ascomycota, Eurotiomycetes, Eurotiales, Aspergillaceae. Gene Ontology annotation, molecular function: hydrolase activity. The transcript has 3 exons. The coding region runs from base 1 to 930 and encodes 309 amino acids.